AGCGUCCCAACGACAGCGUCGUAUCAGUCGCGCGCUUUUAGUAUCCUUACGAAGGUCCCGGGUAUCGCGCGUCUUGUACCCUUCGAAAGAUCCCCGCCGUUCGCAACGGACAGCGAGCCGGACACAGGCACGUAGCUGACCUCUUCGCCAUCCUCUCGCGGCAGGACAACGACGGUGCUCGUGACAGCCGGCGAAGGCUGUUUUUUAUGAUCUCGCAGCGGACGUGCGCGGUUGUGCGAAACAGACAGGAGCAACAGCGGCGUCCGUAGACGCGUCUUCGAGGGGACGCGGAGAAGAAUGAGUCAAGCAGAUCAGAACAAAAGCAUGGACAAGAAAGAGAUCGCCGAGGAGGAGAGGGAGAAGAUGCUGAACGCGGAGAACACGAAGCACACCGGUGCCGCACCCGCGCCGGAUCUCGAUUCCGAGGAGCAAAAACCCAAGAAGAAGAUACCGAUCGGCGGCAUCAAGAUGCCCGGAUUCUGCCGUACGAAGAGCAAGGAACCAUGCAAGGAUGACGAGACGAAGCCCACGGAGCCCACCGACGCGGAAUCAGCCCCUGUGGUGACGAAGGAGAAGGAGCAGGACAACGCACCGUCUGCGGAGAAGCUUACCACACCCACGAAGGAUUCUAAAGAGAAGGAGGGCCGGAAGGGCAUCCUCAACGCUAUACGCAUACCCUUGGUGUCGUCUGUGUUCUCCAGGAAGAGGAAGGAAGCUGAUUCCGAGUUGGGACAGACUGGCGCCGCUGGAUUAGCGAGUGUCGAGACUCUCGACGAUGCCGCCAACGAGAGAAACCCUAUCGCCUGCGAAGACGGCAUGGAAACGGUGCGACUCGAUAUAGAAGGAGCCGAUGGCGCCGAACCUCCCGCGCAGCAUCCUCUGGUAGUCUUCGUGUCCGCGGUUAAGCGACAUCGACAUUACUUAGUUGCGGGGAUCAUUAUCUUGCUCAUCAUCAUCACGUGCAUCGUCUGCAUCCUACCCAAGGAGUCCCGAUCUACGCAGCCGCUGAAGAACGGCAAGUACAUAGACGCGGUGACGACGUGCGGACCGGUGCAGGGCGUCCUGGAGGACGGUGCCUACGCAUUCCGCGGGAUUCCGUACGCGUUACCGCCAAUCAACAGCCGUCGGUGGCAGCCGGCUGAACCGGUGCGCCGGAUCGAGUACUGCUGGAAUGGCACUCGCUUGACGCACAACCCCUCCGAAGUGUGCUGGCAACGCCAGUCCUCCGGCCUCGUGGUCGGCACCGAGGAUUGCCUCUAUCUCGACGUGUUUACUCCGAAGGUCGGUUACGACGCUCCGCUACCUGUGGUCGUCAUGAUCGGCGCGGAGACCCUAAGCGGCGGCUCGCCCGGAGUAAUGCAGCCCUCGGCUAAACUGUCGCGCGUGCGUGACAUCGUGUUCGUGCGGCCGAACUUCCGAUUGGGGAUUUUCGGAUUCUUGGCGGCUGGACCUCUCUCCAAAGCGAAUCAUCCCCCGACUUCGGGCAACUACGGAUUAUCGGACAUCAUAGCGGCUCUUCAGUGGGUGCAAUUGAACAUUGAGCACUUCGGCGGCAACAAGUCGUCCGUCACACUAUGGGGGCACAGAGCAGGCGGCACUUUGGUGACGACGCUAGUCGGUACUCGCCGCGCCAAGGGUCUUUUCUCGAGGGUAUGGAUAUCCAGCGGAAGCGCAAUCUUCCCAGGCAAGGAGCUGGAUAAGUCCGAGAACUUCACAACACCGUUCCUCUACGGGCUCCAAUGUUCCGACGCCACUUGUAUGAGAAGCAAGACGGCCGAGCAGGUCAUGGACGCCGUGCCAGAGAUAUGGUACAUGAAUACCGUGGGUCUGCCGGAACCGAAGGAAGUCCGCGAGAAAGACAACAGACACGAGUGGCUCGUCCAAGACGGUGUGAUUCUUCAGGAACACGUCGGUCAGAUCUGGACGCGGGAGGAUAAUCUAGUAAAGAUGGUGAUAGGAACCACCGCGCACUCUGGCACACCACUGCAAUACAUGCAGCCUAACGUUACUCUCAGUGCAUCACAAGUCAGGAAAAUCGUACAGGAAUCCUUGCUCGGCACCAGUGGCAUAGUGGACGAGGUUCUUAAACGUUACAACGCCACGUUGAAGGGACUAGUCACUAUGAUCUCCGACAUUCGCGUAGUGUGCCCGCUGUUAACCGUCGCCAGAAUGAAGAAUAACAUACCGUUUUACGUGGCUACUCAGCCGCGCGGACGCUUGGCCGACCCCGACAGCGAUGCCGCCGCUAUCUUGGGUACUUACGCCGCUGUCACGCCCGAGGAGAAGAGACACGUGUCGGCCAUGCAACAGUUGUUCAAUUAUUACGUAUGGCACGGCGAGGUCCCGCAGGCCGAUCGGACGAACGCCAAGCGAAUCUUAAUAGUCGGUCAGGACACGCUGCUGGAGAACAAUUAUCCCAACUGCGAUUACUGGAUACAGUCGGACAUGGUGCCCUCGUACGGAUAUGUCAAUUAAGAGGAGCUCUUCUUGCCUGUAGGACUCCGCGUUAGGAUCGAUCUGACGGACCCGUUCCGGGGGGUAGCGCGCGUCGCCCGCUGAAUUCCCGUGGAACGCGAAUUCCCACGGCACAGGUAUGUACUUCGAUUACUUAAGUAGGAUCGAUAAUGAUUGUUCUACGAGAUAUAUGCGGAUCGAGACAAGUAAAUGAUCAUGCCUUUGUGGUGCGACGUAUAUAGUAGUACCUGUCAAAUCAUGACAAUUAAUUAACGAUAAAAGCCAAAAUAUAAAGCAAGAUUAAAGGGGAAAAGAAUGAAUUUAUAUAGAGAUGCGCGCGCGCGCACGCGCACACACGCACACACACACACACACACACACACACACGUGUGUAUGUGCCGACGUGUGGAUUCGUUCUCGAUGCUAAAGGAUAUUUUACGAAAUGUUUAGCAGCGAAAAGUGAAUGUUAUCCUUUGUAUAUCCGCGACCCAAGACAAACGUGCGUCUGACCACAAGGCACGUGGAUUAUUAUGUAUGUGUGUAUAAAGUACGAAUCAAAUUGUAAUAUAUUGCAUACGAGCGGAAACGGUGACGCGUGAGGAGAUACGAAGCGUAGCUUAUCAAGGAAGAGGAUCGAUAAGUUGACAGCGCGUACACAUUAUGCAAUUAUACACAUAAUUGUAUAAUAUAUACAUAUAUUGUUGUAAGAUAUAUAUAUAUAUAUAUAUAUACACACGUGAGCAAUGGGUGCGAAUAGGAUGGAAGGAAUAGAGCGGCAUCGGCCUUGCGGGAUUUCUAAGUUAGUCGUGUUUCUCGACUGAAGAUUGUUCGAUCAGAGAAUCGACAUUUAUGUCAAUGUCAAUGCCAAAACUUUAGUUGAAAACUUUUUGAUGAGUUUUUACACAUAGCCGUAAAAUAUUGAAAUACCUCAUUUUCCUCAGGCCUCUUCGUAUCCAGCUCAUAGACGUAAGGUAAGACGUAAAGUAAGACGUAUCUCAGAAUAUAUAUUGUUAGCAAUAGACUGUCAGCGUGUUAAUUGGACGAGAAUAAAAUAGCUGUCUUAACAAUAGACACACAAUGGACCAUGCUCCUUUGCGCGCUGCGAGAAGUACUAUUAGGUCGGACAGAUUUCGGAAAGGAGUUGGGACAUUAUUCGCGAUUUUAUUAAAAUAAUUCGAACAUAUUCGAAUAAAUAUUAUUCGAGUAAAUUUCUACUUUGGACAAAUACUCCAAAACUUUACGAGUGAAAACAAAUGAAGAUCUAUUCAAAUAAAAAAAGAAGUUCUUCAUUAUUUGCGAAGACAUCUUCGAGUGUUGUGCGUUGCUCGAUAAAAAGAUUUGCCCAACUCUAGUCUCGGAAAAUAUUAAUGGAACGUAUGCGGUGCAUCGCGUUUGUGGAAGCAAACUCUCUCUCUCUCUCCCUUCUCUAAUUUUUUUACAAAUGAUUUCUUUUCGUGCGAAAUGCUUUAUCGAUAUUUUUUAUACGCGUGUAAUUUAAAUGAAAGGCAGUUUUCUCUUUCUACACGAGAGAUAACUGCAGACUGAACAGAUAUGAGUAAUAUUUAUCUACCCAAUUAAUGGAAAAAUCUUGGAAAAGUUUUGGAAAAGAUUUUUCAACAUAUUCAGACUGAGAAGCUGCCAAAUUUGGUAUUUUUAUACCGAGCGUCAUAUCUACUUAAAUAGUUUGACUAACGCGUUGGUAUUCGCGCACGAGAUGUAUUGCGAUCGAUAGCUCUUCGCGCGCCUCUUCCUUCCGUAAACGCGAUUCUUGUCUCGCAGAUAAUAAUUUUGAGCCUUCUAUUUAUCACUCAUAUUUUUAAUUGCGACUAUUUUACGACUCCUAUUCACAUGUGUGUUUAUGUGUGUAUUAUUAAGUAAUUUAAUUUAUUGUCAUUAAUAUGUGAUAAGUAGCACUUAUAAGAAGAAAAACUUAUACGUUGUUUUAUUUUAUAGAUAUGUAUAUAUGUAUGUAUAUAUACAUAUAUAUGCAUACAUAUGUAAUGUAUAUGUUUUACUUUAUAUAUAUAUAUAUAUAUGUAUAUGUAUUUAGCUAGGUCAUUUUUUAUGUAAUUAAGUAAUAAUUAAGUCUCUAUUACGUAUUUUGACGUAUACAUACGCGAUGAUAUCAAGCAGUGACAAAUAUUUGUAGUAGUAAUCUGACUGAUCAUAAGUAGUUAAGAAUACUACCGCAGAGAGUUCCGAAUAUAGCUAGGAUAUAUCCUUAACUCGUACGUGGAAGACAUUUGAAUCUCCUAAGAUUAUCUCGGCAACGAAACCACAUAGUGACAAGCGUAAAGUAAUUAUAUCAAGACAGAGUUGAUAUAGUACAUCGUAUUUUAUACUUAUAUAAAAAAAGACACUCUUUAAACACGGUAUAUAUACAUAUAUACAUAUAUAUACAUAUAUAUAUAUAUAUAUAUAUAUAUAUAUAUAUAUAUAUAUAUAUAUAUAUAUAUAUAUAGCGUGUAUAGUUUUAUGGAUAUUUUGGAUAUUUAAAGUGCUUCUACUUACGUGAUGGCGACUUCAUACGCGAAGGACGACGUUAGAACAUGAUAUACCUCACACAGCAGAGGUGUCCAAAAUAUAUCAUAGGGAUAUCCUAAAGAUAUAUUUGGGAUGUGAUAUCUUCAAGAUAUCCUUAUGAUAUAUUUGGGACAUUCCUGCUGUGUGGGACGUAUGUACAUAUGUGCGUACAUUUUCUCGACCAAGCGAAAAAUGCGAAAAACGUCAGAAACAUAUUACGUAUUCUUAUGACACUACCCGCACUCCGCCUGAACUAGAUGUUAUGUGCUACAAUAUAUAACUUGGCUUGUAUUCUUGAAUGUUAGCAGUACUAAGGUGAUUGCAUUCCAUCGUGCUAUACUUUAUUACGCUUCACACGGGCUACAAUACGACUUUACCGUAUAAUUGCAAACAAAAAAUUAUUUUCAGAUUCCGGGAAUGCCGUUGUAUGUGCGACACGUCUCCUCAUAUUUAUUUCUUUAAUGCGCUUUAAGAGAACAAAAUAUAUAUCAGCCGUUAUAGGACAAUUAAUAGUAUCCACAGAUGGACCUUAUCGUAUUAAUUUGCGGUAAAUGAUAGACAUCUUUAACUUUGCAGCAUACCGACAGAAUUCUAUUCGAAGAAGGUAGAAUUUGUAGAGAUGUGUAUACGCAAAUUAUAAUCGCAUAUAAAAAUAUUGCAUAUUGAAUAAUAAUUAAUAAUUACAGAUAGAUUUCCGUCGCGAAUUAUAAGUCGUCCAAAGCGGGCUCUCCUUAUACUUGCGUACAAUGCGGCAAUAAUUUUAUAUUACUACGAUUUAAUUUUAAGUGUAUUCUUAUUCGCGCGUUUACGUAAAAAGUGAAGUUUUACUCAUAUCAUCAGAUAUACCUAUAUGAAAGUUUAACUCGCACGAAUCUUACACGUACUCGAGUAUUCAUGUUCAGUGAAAUACGUGGCUGUUUGGAUGUAUUGCUUUCAGAUGUCUGUAUUGAAUAGAGAUGUGCGAACUAUUCGAAUCGAAUCAAGUGAAAUUCGAUUCGAUUCAAAUUCGAAUCCCUAUAAUUCGAAUCCGAAUAAUUCGAAAAUUUCGAAUCGAAAAGAUUCGAAUACGGAUCGCAGACAUUAGUA
Molecule: messenger RNA, 6063 nt
Organism: Odontomachus brunneus
Lineage: Eukaryota; Metazoa; Arthropoda; Insecta; Hymenoptera; Formicidae
Gene: Nrt
Product: neurotactin
Exons: 7
Coding region: 298-2475 (725 amino acids)
Source: RefSeq, a predicted model, not a curated record